AUGGAUACCCCAGUAGCUUCAGGUAUGAAGCUUAGUCCUGAUAUGGGUCCUAAAACUGAGAUGGCCAAAAGGAAAAUGGAAAGAGUUCCAUAUGUUAGUGCAGUCAAAAGUUUGAUGUAUGCAAUGAUAUGUACAAGACCAGAUAUCUGUUAUGUCGUAGGACUUGUGAGUCGCUACCAAUCUAACCCCAGAGAAGGACAUUGGAAAGCUGUAAAGAGGAUCUUAAGAUACUUAAAGGGCACUGUUGAUUAUGCACUAUGUUAUCAAGGGAGUGAUCUACGUCUGACAGGAUACUCCGAUGCCGAUUUAGGCAGAGAUGAAGAUGAACGAAGAUCAACUUCAAGCUACACUUUCUUGCUAAACAAUGGGGCCAUUUGUUGGAGUAGCAAGAAGCAGACAUGCAUUGCCCUACACUCUAUGGAAGCUAAGUUUGUAGCAUGUACUGCAGUAGUGCAAGAGGCUAUGUGGCUUAAGAGAUUUAUAGAACAUCUUGGGUUUGGAAAUGAAAGUAUAAAUCUAGUGUUAAUUCAUUGUGACAAUACUGCAGCCAUAACCUAUACCAAAGAUCCUAAAUAUCAUAGCAAAACCAAACACGUAGACAUUAAGUACAAUUUUGUAAGAGAUUAUAUAGCGCAAAAGGUUAUCACUGUUCAAUACAUUUCCAUGAAAUGUAUGAUAGCAGAUCCCCUAACAAAACCCAUAGCCAAGGAGAUAUUUGAGAAACAUGUAAGGGCUCUUGGCAUGGCUAGAUUGACUUGA
Molecule: messenger RNA, 759 nt
Organism: Prosopis cineraria
Lineage: Eukaryota; Viridiplantae; Streptophyta; Magnoliopsida; Fabales; Fabaceae
Product: secreted RxLR effector protein 161-like
Exons: 1
Coding region: 1-759 (252 amino acids)
Source: RefSeq, a predicted model, not a curated record